UAGAAACAAUGUUUUUCAUUUGCUUGGUCGUGGAUUCAGGGUUUAAGGGGCUGCUGGUUGAUCAAAAUCUAACGUUCCUUUAGGAUUUAUACGUGUUUGUUGCCCUUUUCUUCUUGAUAAACGGUCACAGUCUAGUUGAAGAUCUGUGAUGGCUGCAAAACGUAUUAGUAAGGAGCUAAAGGAUCUGCAGAAGGACCCUCCUGUUUCUUGCAGUGCUGGCCCUGUUGGACGAGACAUGUUUCAUUGGCAAGCAACAAUAAUUGGCCCACAGGAUAGCCUUUAUGCUGGGGGUUUGUUCUUGGUAAACAUACACUUCCCACCAGAUUACCCAUUUAAGCCACCAAAGGUAUCCUUCAAAACAAAGGUUUUCCAUCCUAACAUCAACAGCAAUGGAAGUAUAUGCCUUGAUAUUCUUAAAGAGCAGUGGAGCCCUGCUCUUACAGUUUCUAAGGUGCUAUUGUCAAUAUGCUCAUUGCUUACAGAUCCAAACCCAGAUGAUCCUCUUGUCCCUGAGAUUGCUCACAUGUACAAGACCGACAGAGCCAAGUAUGAGGCUACUGCUCGAACUUGGACUGAGAAAUAUGCCAGCUCUUAAUUUUCUUGUAAUCAAGAUGAAUAUAUACUUUAAUAAUUUUGAUUUUUCCAUCUAUUAUCUUAAUGAAUCUUUAUCCUUUUAUAUGAAUACAAGGGUUCUUAGAAUU
Messenger RNA from Carya illinoinensis, 701 nucleotides. RefSeq names its product ubiquitin-conjugating enzyme E2-17 kDa-like. The coding region runs from base 149 to 595 and encodes 148 amino acids. Gene Ontology annotation, molecular function: ubiquitin conjugating enzyme activity. The transcript is spliced from 5 exons. Gene Ontology annotation, cellular component: nucleus. The record is from RefSeq and is a predicted model, not a curated record. Gene Ontology annotation, biological process: protein polyubiquitination. NCBI's taxonomy places the organism in Eukaryota, Viridiplantae, Streptophyta, Magnoliopsida, Fagales, Juglandaceae.